GACGCCUCUACACCUUGCCUGUGCUAAUGGAUAUCCAGAUGUUGUUUCUCUCUUAGUAGAGAGAAAAUGUAAUCUAAACCUGCGUGACAAUAACAGCCAAACACCUUUAAUUAAGGCAGUAGAGUGUCAGCAGGAGGAGUGUGCUACUAUCCUGCUCGAACAUGGAGCAGACCCUAAUCUUGUGGAUGCCAACAACAACACUGCGCUUCACUAUGCUGCCUCUGGACGAAACACAGCUAUAGCAGCAAAGCUGCUGAGACAUAAAGCAGCAAUUGAAGCAAAAAACAAGGAAGGCUAUACACCACUUUUGCUUGCA
Messenger RNA from Vombatus ursinus (common wombat), 316 nucleotides. RefSeq names its product ankyrin repeat domain-containing protein 7-like. Gene Ontology annotation, molecular function: protein binding. The annotation marks the transcript as partial. The record is from RefSeq and is a predicted model, not a curated record. The transcript has 3 exons. Lineage: Eukaryota; Metazoa; Chordata; Mammalia; Diprotodontia; Vombatidae.